UUGAACGAAGUCGUAUUAUAUUGAAAUUGAAAUGAAGCAAAGUCAAGAGCUCAAAUAGGAAGGAUUGUUGGAGACAUCGUGGCAUUACUUGGGAGGUGCCGUUGGAAAGGGUACUGUUUUUUUUUUUUUCGUAAUCAUUUGGAUGGACAAGAGACGGCAUUGGCUUGGAGACUAGUUUAGUAGUACUUGGAUCGGAUAUUUAUUUGUGCUUGUUCGUUCAUCUAUCAAAUCAUAAUUGGUUUGAGUUGAAGUGUUCUAUCAAGAUCGAUUGUAUAGAAAUCUUUUCUUCCCGGAGUUCCAUCCUCGGUCUUCUGUCUAUUGUCUGUUGUCUUUUGUCUGGAUUGAAUAUAUCUUGCGUCCAAUCGCUCAUUAGAUUGGACAAAAGACCUGCAAUGGCCAGCAAUCGGAGCAGAAACCGGACCCAAGGUAGAUCGCACACCAUUAAGGUACAUGAUCACGACGUACUGAGCGGAAGGGGUGUAAAUAUUGCGCAGCAUCCUGGGAAUGAAAGAUUCCGAUCAUUGAUCAACGCAAGCCGCGAUGAAAAGUAUUGUUCCGACUUUACAACCGAGGAGAAGAAAGCCCUCGCGCAGGAAGUGAUUGAUCAUAUUGAGUCACUUGAUCCACCCGGUCGCUUCCUCAAAAGAGAAGGAGUCUCGCAGAGCUCCCGUGGAUUGGAAGGACCAUGGGAAGAACUCACGAAGAAGGAAGCUUCUAAGAAAGCAACACAGGCGCUUCGUGACUGCAACCGCCCCGAUCGAACCGGAUACGCGGCCCAGGUGAAGGCUCCACCAGAUGUAAAAGUGACAGCCGAAGAGCGGAGGAGAUCAGGAAUAUCUCUGAAGGAUCACGCGGCUGCAAAAGUAGAAGAGCGAUCGAAGCAACCAAAAAGAAACAAGAAUAGCAGUAGCAGUGACAACAGGAAGAAUCCCCCGUCGUCUGUGACUGCUGCGUCUCGAAAGAGCACCAAGCGAUCUAUCCGGGGAUCAUCACCUGCCAACAAUUAUAAGAAGCAUCGACUAGAAGAAACCCCAUUGUCGUUCCUACAAGAGGGCCCAUUUGGGGCCCAACCAGAACUCUCUGAUUCUGUUCCUUUCAAUGAGGCAACGUCGUCUACUGCCUUUGCCGAGACAUCCGUCGGAGCCACUCCAGGUCCCCCUCACGAAACUUCUGUGCCGGUAACCGAAACUCCCGUUCAAUACCGUCCAACAUUCAAUCAACGAGAACCCCAAGACUAUGGAUUUCAUCACCAGAGUCACUACCAGAACCAACAACAGCAGCAUCUUCAUCCAUAUUCGAGAUCAUUACCUGUACCUAUAAUGCCUAACUCAUCUGCCUCGUAUCUCCCUGUUGAUACCGGCCACCAUCAGUUUCAAUCUCAAGAGUCCAACGAAGGGGAUUCUGUCCCCUACAGGGCGCCUUACUCUCCAUUGGUGCGCAACAGUCCUCCACGACACGGCAAUGGCCAUAGCGAAGACGUAUUGCGUCUUCCGAUGGAUUUCCGACAAACUCUUUUUGAUGGGGAAGAAGACGAUUUUGAAUCCAUGGCCGCAAAUGCAGCUGCUGGGCUUCCUCAUGGACACAACGAAGGCGGGUUUGAUAUGAUGCACCACGAUGCCCAUCACCUGGACGAAACCAACGAGAACAUAUCAAACGGGAACGUCGCGAACGCGAGCAACCAGCUGAUCCUACCCUGGCCUAGUCCAGAACAAAAAUAAACAAAAUUGCACACUUAGAAGGCAUGAAAAAAUAAGAGAUACUUGAUCUGUGAGGACUAUUUACUUGGGGAAAAAACACAAGGUCCACACCGAAGCAUCCUACCAACAUCACCACAUUACCACGGCUCAGAAUCAAUUUUACGCAAACUUGCAACAGUCCGAGCGAGGACCAAGUCGUAGAUACUUUCACUCGCCAUCUCUGUGCUUUCAAGGCGCUGUAUGGACUACGCACCAAAUGUGGAUUUCAACACGAAAUACUUCUAUUCUAGGCCGUCUGUUUCGCAUCGUUUUUGGAAAGCGGUGCCAAACGGCGAAAAUAAUACAGGAAUAUACUUCAUUGAAAGGAUAACACUAGAAUAAACAUGAAACUAUAUU
Messenger RNA from Pseudo-nitzschia multistriata, 2093 nucleotides. The record is from the annotation of a GenBank genome assembly. Lineage: Eukaryota; Bacillariophyta; Bacillariophyceae; Bacillariales; Bacillariaceae.